This is a messenger RNA of Lipotes vexillifer (Yangtze River dolphin), 3906 nucleotides long. It is a transcript of the gene INSRR, whose product is annotated as insulin receptor related receptor. The record is from RefSeq and is a predicted model, not a curated record. The transcript is spliced from 22 exons. Gene Ontology annotation, molecular function: phosphatidylinositol 3-kinase binding; insulin receptor substrate binding; ATP binding. NCBI's taxonomy places the organism in Eukaryota, Metazoa, Chordata, Mammalia, Artiodactyla, Lipotidae. Bases 1 to 3906 code for a protein of 1301 amino acids. Gene Ontology annotation, biological process: protein autophosphorylation; cell surface receptor protein tyrosine kinase signaling pathway; multicellular organism development. Gene Ontology annotation, cellular component: axon; insulin receptor complex; plasma membrane.
AUGGCAGUGCCCAGUCUGUGGCCAUGGGUGGCCUGCCUGCUUGUGAUCCUCCUCUCCUUGGGAUUUAGCCUGGACACUCGCGAGGUGUGCCCCAGUCUGGACAUCCGCUCAGAGGUGGCAGAGCUGCGUCGGCUGGAAAACUGCAGCGUGGUGGAGGGCCACCUGCAGAUCCUACUCAUGUUCACAGCCACCGGCGAGGACUUCCAUGGCCUCAGCUUCCCACGCCUCACUCAGGUCACCGACUACCUGCUGCUCUUCCGUGUCUAUGGCCUGGAGAGCCUGCGUGACCUCUUCCCCAACCUAGCGGUCAUCCGCGGUGCCCGCCUCUUCCUGGGCUACGCGCUGGUCAUCUUCGAGAUGCCGCACCUGCGGGACGUGGGGCUGCCAGCGCUGGGGGCCGUGCUGAGUGGGGCCGUGCGCGUGGAGAAGAACCAGGAGCUCUGCCACCUCUCCACCAUUGACUGGGGCCUGCUGCAGCCUUCACCUGGCGCCAACCACAUUGUGGGCAACAAGCUGGGCGAGGAGUGUGCCAACGUGUGCCCUGGCAUGCUGGGCGCCACUGGCGAGCCCUGUGCCAGGACCACCUUCAGCGGGCACACCGACUACAGGUGCUGGACCUCCAGCCACUGCCAGAGAGUGUGCCCCUGUCCCCGUGGGCUGGCCUGCACAGUUAGGGGUGAGUGCUGCCACACUGAAUGCCUGGGAGGCUGCAGCCGGCCAGAAGACCCCCAUGCCUGUAUCGCCUGCCGCCACCUCUACUUCCAGGGUGCCUGCCACAGGGCGUGCCCUCCAGGCACCUACCAGCAUGAGUCCUGGCGCUGCGUCACGGCCGAGCACUGUGCCAGCCUGCGCUCUGUGCCUGGCCGCGCCUCCACCUUUGGCAUCCACCAAGGUAGUUGCCUGGCCCAGUGCCCUCCAGGCUUCACCCGUAAUGACAGCAGCAUAUUCUGCCACAAAUGCGAGGGGCUAUGCCCCAAAGAGUGCAAAGUGGGCACCAAGACCAUCGACUCUGUCCAGGCAGCACAGGAUCUGGUGGGCUGCACCCACGUGGAAGGGAGCCUCAUCCUCAAUCUUCGUCAAGGCUAUAACCUGGAGCUGGAGCUGCAGCGCAGCCUGGGACUGGUAGAGACCAUCACUGGCUUCCUCAAAAUCAAGCACUCCUUUGCCCUCGUGUCCCUAGGCUUUUUCAAGAACCUCAAACUAAUCCGGGGGGACACCAUGGUGGAUGGGAACUACACUCUGUACGUGCUGGACAACCAGAACCUGCAGCAGCUGGGCUCCUGGGUGGCUGCGGGGCUCACCAUUCCCGUGGGCAAGAUAUACUUUGCCUUCAACCCACGCCUCUGCUUGGAACACAUCUACCGCUUGGAGGAGGUGACUGGCACGAAGGGACGGCAGAACAAGGCAGAGAUCAACCCCCGCACCAACGGAGACCGAGCUGCCUGCCAGACACGCACCCUGCGCUUCGUGUCCAACGUGACGGAGGCCGACCGUAUCUUGCUGCGCUGGGAGCGCUUCGAGCCGCUGGAGGCUCGCGACCUACUCAGCUUCAUCGUGUACUACAAGGAGAGCCCAUUCCAGAAUGCCACAGAGCAUGUAGGUCCAGAUGCAUGUGGGGCCCAGAGCUGGAACCUACUGGACGUGGAACUGCCCCUAAGCCGCACCCAGGAGCCAGGUGUGACCCUAGCCCCGCUGAAGCCCUGGACACAGUACGCAGUGUUUGUGCGGGCCAUCACACUGACCACUGAAGAGGACAGCCCCCACCAAGGAGCCCAAAGCCCCAUCAUCUACCUCCGAACCUUACCUGCAGCACCCACAGUGCCCCAGGACGUCAUCUCCACGUCCAAUUCCUCCUCGCACCUGCUGGUGCGCUGGAAGCCACCGACCCAGCGCAACGGAAACAUCACCUACUACCUGGUGCUGUGGCAACGCCUGGCAGAAGACAGCGACCUCUACCUCAAUGACUACUGCCACCGCGGCUUGCGGCUGCCCACCAGCAACAACGAGCCCCGCUUCGACCGCGAAGACGGGGAGCUCGAGGCCGACAGGGAGCCUGGCUGCUGCCCUUGCCAGCACCCACCUCCUGGGCAGGUCCUGCCACCGCUGGAGGCACAGGAGGCCUCCUUCCAGAAGAAGUUUGAAAACUUUCUACACAACGCCAUCACCAUCCCCAAAUCCCCUUGGAAGGUGACGUCCAUCAAUAAGAGCCCUCAAAGGGACUCGGGGAGGCACCGCCGGGCAGCCGGGGCCCUCCGGCUUGGGGGGAACAGCUCGGAUUUCGAGAUCCAGGAGGACAAAGUGCCCCGGGAGCGAGCGGUGCUGAAGGGCCUGCGCCACUUCACAGAGUACCGGAUCGACAUCCAUGCCUGCAACCACGCGGCGCACACUGUGGGCUGCAGCGCUGCCACCUUCGUCUUUGCACGUACCAUGCCCCACAGAGAGGCCGAUGGCAUCCCAGGGAAGGUGGCCUGGGAGGCAGCCAGCAAAAGCAGUGUUCUCCUACGCUGGCUUGAGCCACCAGACCCCAACGGACUCAUUCUCAAGUACGAAAUCAAGUACCGCCGCUUGGGAGAGGAGGCCACAGUGCUGUGUGUGUCCCGCCUGCGAUAUGCCAAGUUUGGGGGCGUCCACCUGGCCCUGCUGCCUCCUGGAAACUACUCUGCCAGAGUUCGGGCAACCUCACUGGCUGGCAAUGGCUCCUGGACAGACGGUGUCGCUUUCUACAUCCCUGGCCCAGAGGAGGAAGACUCCGGGGGGCUGCACGUCCUUCUCACCGUCACCCCCGUGGGCCUCAUGCUGCUCAUCAUUCUUGCUGCCCUCGGUUUCUUCUACAGCAAGAAGAGAAACAGCACGCUGUAUACCUCUGUGAAUCCAGAAUACUUCAGUGCCUCUCAUAUGUACAUCCCUGAUGAGUGGGAGGUGCCUCGGGAGCAGAUCUCCAUAAUCCGGGAACUGGGCCAGGGCUCUUUUGGGAUGGUAUACGAGGGGCUGGCACAAGGACUUGAGGUUGGAGAGGAGCUCACGCCCGUGGCCCUGAAGACGGUGAAUGAGCUGGCCAGCCCACGAGAACGCAUUGAGUUCCUCAAGGAAGCCUCUGUCAUGAAGGCAUUCAAGUGUCACCAUGUGGUACGUCUCCUGGGUGUGGUGUCUCAGGGCCAGCCAACUCUGGUCAUCAUGGAGUUAAUGACCCGAGGGGACCUCAAGAGCCAUCUUCGAUCUUUGCGGCCUGAGGCAGAGAACAACCCUGGGCUCCCUCGGCCAGCACUGGGAGAUAUGAUCCAGAUGGCUGGUGAGAUCGCGGAUGGCAUGGCCUACCUCGCUGCCAACAAGUUUGUGCACCGAGACCUGGCGGCCCGAAACUGCAUGGUGUCCCAGGACUUCACCGUCAAGAUCGGGGACUUCGGGAUGACUCGAGAUGUGUAUGAGACAGACUAUUACCGCAAGGGCGGGAAGGGGCUGCUGCCUGUGCGCUGGAUGGCCCCUGAGUCCCUCAAAGAUGGAAUCUUCACCACCCACUCGGAUGUCUGGUCCUUUGGCGUGGUGCUCUGGGAGAUUGUGACCCUGGCCGAACAACCCUACCAGGGCCUAUCCAAUGAGCAGGUGCUCAAGUUCGUCAUGGAUGGCGGGGUCCUAGAGGAGCUGGAGAGCUGUCCCGUUCAGCUGCAGGAGCUGAUGCACCGCUGCUGGCAGCAGAACCCGCGCCUGCGCCCAACUUUUACCCACAUCCUGGACAGCAUACAAGAAGAGCUGCGGCCCUCCUUCCGCCUCCUUUCCUUCUAUUACAGCCCAGAGUGCCGGGGGGCCCGGCCUUCCCUGCUGCCCGCAGAUGCAGAGCCCGACUCCCCGCCAACCCCUAAAGGGGCUUCCUCAGACUUCAGCCCCCAAAAUGGGGGUCCAGGGCACUGA